UUUAUUUAUUUUUUUCCCGCCUAAAUCACAUGCAGGCGUCUUGAAUUCAAUUUUUCAUUUAAAAGAAUUGUUUUGAGCGAAAAACUACGGGUUUUCUAAAGAAAAUAAAUAUUACAAAUAGCUUCUUAAGCUUAUAACUAUUAUAAAAAUUUAAUUGUAAAAUGUCUAAUAUCUCAGCUAAAAAAGUUUUCAUUAAAAUAGAAUCCGCUUCAGAACAGCAGGUAAGGUCAGCAAUUGCGUCGCUCGAUUUAUGUUUUGAUGAAAAGGAAAAUCUUAAGAACACAAGAAAAACCUUGAAAGUAUUACAAAACGUCUCUACAGAUAAAGAAAAUUUGGCCGGUCGGCCUAUAUUGGACAAAAUAAGUCGAUUAAAAGCAGCUUCUGAACUAAUAAACAGUACGGCAGAAACGGCAAAAAGAAAGAAAAUCGAUACCCGAUCAACACAAACAUCACCAGGAAAAAAAUCGGUAACCGUUGAAGACUUGACUGAAACUGAUGCACCAUCAAGUACAUAUUGGGAAUUGCUAGCCGAAAAACGACGAGAAGCACUCGAAGCUACAUUAGUUGAAAACCAACAUUUGCAUGAGCGCAUCGAAGGACUGGAAAGUGAACUGAAUACAUCUCGAAAAAUGCUAGAAGAAACCAAAAAUCUUGUCGAAGUUCUUACAGAAAUGCUAAAUGAAAAUGAAGCGGAAAAAGAAAUCGAGCAUGAUUUGGAGGACCACAAUAACACUGAAUCGGAAUCAGACGAACCUAGUACAUCAAAAGUUGCAACAGAUAAAAGUACACAAUUGUGAAAGUUUCUAAAGAAAAAUGUAUUUUCCUUCUUUUUUUUUGAUUUCCUUAAUCCAAUAAUGAAAAGGUUUUCUUUUUGUUUCUAAUUUAAUUAAUAUGUUUUUAAUAGUAUUUUUUUAUAAUAAACGAUCGACAUAAUGUUAAAUGCUCGAAAAUAAAUACACAAAUGUGUUUGGCUUAAAAUUAAAUUAAUUAUUUUCUAAAAUGGAUCGGUUUAAUGAACCUCAUCAUUUUAAACUUAAAUCGUCAAUUGAAUGUUAUCCUUUUGGAGUCGUUCUAAGGCAUAUGAAAAAAAAAAACUUUAAAUAACUUAUUGAAGU
Eupeodes corollae is the source of this 1115-nucleotide messenger RNA. It is a transcript of the gene geminin, whose product is annotated as geminin. The coding region runs from base 162 to 797 and encodes 211 amino acids. Gene Ontology annotation, biological process: negative regulation of cell cycle; negative regulation of DNA replication. Gene Ontology annotation, cellular component: nucleus. The record is from RefSeq and is a predicted model, not a curated record. Lineage: Eukaryota; Metazoa; Arthropoda; Insecta; Diptera; Syrphidae. The transcript is spliced from 3 exons.